Molecule: messenger RNA, 6604 nt
Organism: Panthera uncia (snow leopard)
Lineage: Eukaryota; Metazoa; Chordata; Mammalia; Carnivora; Felidae
Gene: NINL
Product: ninein like
Exons: 19
Coding region: 1719-5810 (1363 amino acids)
Biological process (GO): microtubule anchoring at centrosome
Cellular component (GO): centrosome
Molecular function (GO): calcium ion binding
Source: RefSeq, a predicted model, not a curated record
CCCUAUCUUUGAUCAGUGCUUUGAAGUUCAAGGAGCUGGCUUGUUGGUUGGUGAGCCAGCCAUGUGUAAUUUCCUGGGAAGCAUGCAGAGUGGGUGCUGUAUCUGGUGGGCCCCUUCUCCAGAAGUGGUCCCAGCUGGGAGGUAGUCACUUGGUGCUCAGCAUCCCCUGAGGUCAGAUCCUUGGACAGAGGCCCCUGGCCAAGGGGGCAGUAUGGUUGGGCCACAUCUCGCAAUCUGUGAGGACCAGCAUGACUCCAGGUGGCAGGCAUGGCCUGAGGUCCCAGGCCUCUUGCACUCCCUUCUUAAUGUGCCAGGCCUGGGCACAUCGUCUUCCUGGCUGUGUGCAAGCAGUCUUGGCAACCUCCAGUGGCUCUGUGUCUGUGCUCCAGAUAAAAUAGCAGAUGUGGUCCUGGCCCUCAGGAGCCUUGCAGGGGCAACUGGAAGGCAAAAGCAGGGGUACAUAAGAUAGCAGUGUGCCCACAUGUGUGUCUGGGGAUGCUUUAAACAUACCUCCCACACAGAGGAGAAAGUGCAGAAACUUUACUUGGAGAGGGAGACCACAGUUGACCUUUUGAAUUUCUGCUGCAGUAAAAAAUCAGCAGUUGGAACUGAGCAUGAUCUAGAUUGUGAUCCUCAAGGAUGAGAGCCAUUGUUCAGUGUUUAACUUAGUGGAUGUCAGGGGAACUGACCUGAGCACCCACCUCAGCUGCUGGACAAAGCACAUAGCUAAGGAAGAGCAGCCAAGUGAUCACAUCUUAACCGUCUUGGUUUCAAGUUCUAAAUCUAGGGCAGGAAAGGAAGGUUGUGCACAGUGCAAUUUUGGGUCUCUCUGCCUGCAGAGCAGGUUGGGUUCUUCCUAGCCUCGAACAGAAACCUUUUCACUGGGUUAGAACUGACAGUGUGCAUGAAACUCACAUCAGACCUCAGAGGAUUUAUUUAUCUCCUUUGCCAUUCCUGAGAAAUAGACCCUAGUAUCAGAGGUGCUUUUAUGCUUUUACUUAGAAAUUUCAGACACUUUAUGCUGGAAGAGAUCUCAAAAAAGGCAUUUUCCAGGGUGCGUGAGUGGCUUAGUCGGUUAAACAUCUGACUUCAGCUCAGGUCAUGAUCUCUCAGUUUGUGAGUUCAAGCCCUGCUUGACAGCUCAGAUCCUGGAGCCUGCUUCAAGAUUCUAUGUCUCCCUGUCUCUUUUCCCUUCCCCUCCCUCAAAAAUAAACAUUAAAAAAAUUUUUUAAGGCAUUUUCCUCAACCCAACACAGUGUUGUUUAUGAGCACACAGGCCUGGCUUUCCUCAGGAAAAGUGACUUUCUUGUUCUUAGUUGGGCUAUCAAAGUAAUUAAUGUCAAAGUAGCCCAUUACCCAAGCUGCUGAUGGGGAACUUCAGUCAUGUGGUGUCUGAGCUGCCUCUCUGUGUCAGGCUGGGUGGCGUGGACCGACUGUAGAGGGAAUGUCUGGCUUGAAGCAUGGCUCAUCCAUGAUGGCUUCUCACGGGCACCCCCAAUGUCUGUCCAUUCCACAAGUUGUUUCUCUGGCAAAGCUCAGAAACACUAGUUUCUGAAAUUUAUUUUUUAAAAACUAGGGUUUUUUUUUUGUUUUGUUUUGUUUUUUGUAAAUACAAAUAAUGCAGCCCUCUUUUAUAUGCUUCCAGUGGUCUGACUUUAUGAGAAAAAGCUUUCCCCACAUGGACCAGAGGUUCCUCCCACCCUCGCCUACAUUUUAUUAUGAAAAUUUGGAAACACAGAAUGAAGAUGAAAGAAUCGUAUUGUGAACAGCCAUGUACUCAUCACCUAGAUUCCACCUUUGAUGCUUCACUACUCAAGUGUGUCCACCUGCCCAUCCAUCUGAUUUCAGAGUCAGUUGCCAGCAUUGGUAUAUUUCCCCUAAGUGCUUCUACCUGGACAUCAGGUUUACCUGUCACUCUUCCUGCUUCAGGCCAGCUGCCAGCUUGGGGUUCUGAGGUCUUCAGAUGCCUCCAGAAGCCCUGCAGCCUCCCCCUGGACACCCCUGAGAGCCGGGUUCGUGGCAUCUGGGAAAAGCUCGGUGUUGGCAGUAGCGGCCACCUCAGCGAGCAGGAGCUGGCUGUGGUCUGCCAAAGCAUCGGGCUCCAGGCACUGGAGAAGGAGGAACUGGAGGACCUGUUUAACAAACUGGAUCAAGAUGGAGACGGCAGAGUGAGUCUUGAGGAAUUCCAGCUUGGCCUAUUCAAUCACGGGCCCACUUCACUUCCAGAGUCUUCCACUCCCAUCAAACCGAGCAUGUCCUGGUCUCAUCACCAGGUCCUGGAGGAGGGCAGCUGCCAGACUGCCACAACAUCAUCCCUGGUGUCCAUGUGCUCAGGCCUGCGCCUCUUGUGCAGUAUUGAUGAUGGCACCGGCUUUGCCUUUCCUGAGCAGCUCAUCACCCUGUGGGCCCAGGAGGGGAUUCGGAACAGCAGAGAAAUCUUGCAGAGUCUUGGCUUCAGUGUGGACGAGAAGGUGAAUCUUUUGGAGCUGACCUGGGCCCUUGAGAAUGAGCUCAUGAUGGUCGGUGGUGCCACUCAACAGGCAGCCUUGGCCUGCUACCGCCAGGAGCUGAGCUUCCGCCAGGGACAAGUGGAGCAGAUGGCAAGGGAGCGAGACAAGGCGAGGCAGGACCUGGAGAAAGCUGAGAAGAGGAACCUGGAGUUUGUGCAAGAGAUGGAUGACUGUCACUCUGCCCUAGAGCAUCUCACGGAGAAGAAGAUCCAACACCUGGAGCAGGGGUACCAGGAAAGGCUGAGCCUCCUGCGGUCUGAGGUGGAGAGGGAACGUGAGCUGCUCUGGGAGCAGACCUGCAGGCAGACAGCUGUGCUGGAGAAGGACCUGGAGCGUCUGCGGGGCGAGGAGGCCAACCUACGUGGGAAGCUGACUCUGGCCCUGAAGGAAAACAGUCGAUUACAGAAGGAGAUUAUUGAAGUUGUGGAAAAGCUUUCGGAAUCAGAGAAGCUGGUCUUGAAAUUGCAGAAUGACCUGGAAUUUGUGUUGAAGGACAAGCUGGAGCCACAGAGUACAGAGCUCCUGGCCCAGGAGGAGCGGUUUGUAGAGGUCCUAAAGGAAUACGAGCUCAAGUGCCGGGACCUGCAGGACCACAACGACGAGCUGCAAACUGCACUGGAAGGCCUGCGGGCACAGCUGCCUCCGAGUUGGCGUGGCCGUCCCCAUGCACAGCCAGAGGAACGGCUGCUCUCUGGACAUGGCCCAACAGGUAGGAGCCCAGUCCUGGGAGGCAUCACUUCAUUUGUGGGUGAUUGCAUUCCAGUGAGUUUAGAAACCGAGAUAAUGAUGGAGCAGGUGAAGGAACACUACCAAGACCUCAAGAUCCAGCUGGAGACCAAGGUAAAUUCCUAUGAAAGGGAAAUGGAGGUGAUGAGAAGGGACUUUGCAAAGGAGAGGGAGGAAAUGCAGCAGGCCUUCAGGCUUGAGGUCCGUGUGUUGGAGUGCAGGAGGGCCGACCUGGAGGUGCUGCUCAUGAAGUCUCAGGAGCUCAUCCGAGGCCUGCAGGACCAGCUCCAGCAGGCUUCCCACAGCCCCUUGACAGAGAGGGCAGUGUUGGGACAGUGCUGUGCACAGGCGCUAUCUGGCCCAGCCCAGCGGCUGGCCCAGGAACAGGACCCACUGGAGCAGGAGCAGCGCCAGAGGCAUCGGAAGGAGCUUCAGCGAGUCAGGAAAGAGGCAGAAGUUGAGUUGAACCACAAGCUCUCAAGGACGGAAGCCCAGCAGACUGCCCACUCUAAGGACUUAGCGCUGCAGCCUCAGCAGGAGAAGGAAGAGCAGAAACACCUGCUGCAAGUCCAUGAGGUGAUAGAGCAGCAUGAUCUGGAGAAGGAGCAGAGGGAGGGCAAAGGGAAGGAGAUCCUCCCACUCUGUGGAAGGCAGCAGCUAAAGCUGCAGGAGCUGACAGGUGAGGAGCAGAUGCAACCGUGCAGGUCCUCUGCCCUGGAGAAGGAAAGACUGGAGCUUGCCUGUAGGAAGCAAAUGGGAAGGCUUAUGCAGGAAGAAGACAUGCUGCAGGCCUGCUUGAAGGAUGGGCCAGCAGUGGCAGGUGGUGACCAAGAAGGUAUGGGUGGCCCCAUGCCCCUCUGUGCAGGCAGGAGGGAGCAGUCACUGGUGCGGCAGGAACCUGGUGCUGGGCAUGGCCAUGGGCAAGCCAGGCACAGGGAUGUGCCAGGCCGGUACUUGUGCCAUAUGGACCCCAGGCAGAGCCCAGCCCUAGACCCUGCCUUGGCCUGCAGAGGGUCCUUGGAGAACCUUGGCCUCAGAGAGGAUGGUCAGGGUGUACUUGACCCUGAGGAGGUAGCUUCUGCCCCCCCAGGGAGGUGGUUACAGGUGCAUCAACGUGGGGUGGACAAGAGAGCAGUCCUAGAGGAGCUGGUACCUCCUGCCAUUGGCCCAUCUGGUCUGAAUCAGCCUGAAGCCCAGGAGCUGCUCUGGAAGACAGAGGGAGAUGCCUCACCAGCUCAGCCCCCAACAUCAGGCAGAGGAGAGACCGAGAGGCAGCCAGCCAUUCUUGAGCGAGCUGGGAACCUGAGUGGGGGGCUGGCCCCCAUGGGGAGCCAAGGGCAGGCCUUGGAGGAACAGGCCCGGUGUGGGAACAGCACCCUGGAGCAAGGGCUGCAGCACAGCAGUGACAAGGCCAAGGAGGGCACCUUGUUCUCCCACCUGCACCUUGCUGACCCCCAGGGAGCCAGGCAGGAACAGCUUGAGGUCCUGCGGGAGGAAGAGGCCAACAUGGCUCUGGAGCAAGAGAAGGAUGGCAUGAAAACCAAACUGCUACAGCUGGAGUAUGUCGUUUGGGCUCUUGAGAAAGAAGCAGAUGCAAGAGAGAACAACAGAAUCGAGUUGGAUAGGCUUUCUGAAGAAAAUACAUUGUUGAAAAAUGAGCUGGGAAGGAUUCAGCGAGAGCUUGAAGCUGCAGAAAAGACAAAUGAUGCACAGAGGAAGGAAAUCGAGAUUUUAAAGAGAGACAAGGAAAAGGCCUGCUCUGAAAUGGAGGAACUCAACAAACAGAGUCAGAAAUGCAAGGAUGAAGUGUCCCAGCUCAAUCACAAGAUCCUUCAGCUAGGAGAGGAGGCCUCUGUCCACCAGGCCCAAGACGAGAAGAACCUCAUCAACAUUCAGCUGUUAACACAGAGACUGGAGGAGGCCGGGCACCAGGAGGAGCUGCAGAGUGAGCUAAUCCAAAAACUUGAACUUGAACUUGAACACAUGAAUCAGGAAUGUCAGAGCCUGAGACUGUCACAGUCACAGCUGAGAGAGACCCUUGAAGAAAGUCAAAAUCAGCUGCAUGGAGCCAACCUGAGGCUAAGGCUGGCACAGUCCCAGCACUCAGAGGAGGUCCACCAGCUGCAGGAGCAGAUUCAGUGGCUGGUGCCUCAGGACCACAUGGCCGAGCUGCAGCAGCUACUGGAAGAGGAGCGGCAGGCCACUCAGCAGCUCCGUGACGAGUGCAUUCUCCAGAAGGAGAAGGGGAGGCGGCUGGAAACACAGUGGGAAGAACAUGAAAAGGAGCUGAAAGACACUGAAGAGCGGGUGGAAGAGGUGGGAAGAGCUCUGAAGAACGUGGACAUGCUCCUCCAAGAGAAAGUAGCUGAGCUGAAAGAGCAGUUUGAAAAGAACACAAAAUCUCAUUUGCUGCUCAAGGAUCUCUAUGUGGAAAAUGCUCACCUGACAAAGGCACUUCAGGUCACCGAAGAGAAACUACGAGAUGCUGAGAAGAAAAACUGUAUCCUGGAAGAAAAAGUUAGAGCUCUCAACAGACUCAUCAGUAAGAUCGCUUCAGCUUCCCUCUCUGUGUGAAGGUUGCUUGUUUUCCUGGAAUUCAUUUUGAAAGAAUAUCUUUUAAAAUUAAGCCACCAUGAUGUCAUAAUAUCCUAACGUUCAUUGGUUGUGCACCCUUGGACAUAGAUUUCUGAUUUCUUGUUCACCUUACACACGUUUAAAAAUGUCUACUGUGCCAGCUGCUCAGGAAAUAGACAUGCUGGAAAAGACUACAUUUUUAUUAGUAGUCCUGGGUAAUUUCUCCAGUAAAAUUCUCAGUUUUGCUACUCAUUGGUGAAACAAUUAUGGGUAGCUUUCAGUGAAGUAAGAUUAAAAGAAAAAUGGUAAAAUCAAUCAAUUUCAAUGUUGUACCUUUGACCUUGGCUACAGAGAGUAAAAUGAAAAAUAAGGGCUCUGGACAGUUUCAUCUUUUCACUGUUACUGCUUUGGGUUUAGAUCAUUAGCAUUCUCAAGCUGUGUCUGUACAAACAUUCUAGAAAGACUCCUUGCUGAGACUGUCAACCCUGCAAUCAAAGACAAUGGAGGGGAAGCGCCCUCUUCAGGGACUGCUCUACCACAGGAAGAUGUUUGGAGAGUGCUUAUUUUAGGUCUGUGGUCUCAGGGAUGAUGGUAUUGCGAAUGCAAUCUUUCCCUCAUUGAAAUGUCAUCACACUGGAAAUUGUAUUAUAUGUAAAGAAAAAAGAAAAGUCUAGUUUUAUAUCCAAAAUAUACAUAAGUUAUGGUUAUUUGGUUUAUGAGAAUAAACUACUGUACAAUGAAGAGUCACUGUAUUUACAAAAACUCUUUUCUAUUAAAAUUGUUUUAACUUCUAA